AUGGGAAAUGAUAAGGCUGCCAUAGAAAGAUUCAAGGAAUACUUGCAUGCUACCUUUCAUAUUAAGGACUUAGGAGCACCUAAAUAUUUCCUUGGAAUCGAAAUUGCUCGAUCUGAUUUAGGAAUCUCUCUCAGUCAACGAAAGUUCAUAUUGGAGAUUAUAUCAGAAGCAGGGCUAUCGGGAUGUAAACCAGCAGCAAUUCCCAUCGAGCAGAACACUAAAUUGACCUCUGUAGCUUAUGAUGAAGGUAUAUCCAAAGAUGACGACCCCAUACUCAAAGAUCCAUCUAGAUAUCAAAGGCUUGUUGGGAAACUUAUAUAUCUGACAAUGACAAGGCCGGACAUCUCUUAUGCAGUACAAACAUUGAGCCAGUUCAUGCAUAGCCCAAAACAGUCCUAUUUCGAUGCAGCUUUAAAGAUUGUGAAAUAUUUAAAGAAAUGUCCAGGACUUGGGAUACUUCUGUCAAAGAAAUGUGACAUGAAGAUGACGGCAUACUGUGAUGCAGAUUAUGCAACAUGUCCUAUAAGUCGAAGAUCAGUCACAGGAUAUUGCAUUGAAUUUGGGGAAUCACUUCUUUCAUGGAAGACCAAGAAGCAACCCACUGUGUCUUUAUCUUCAGCUGAGGCAGAGUAUCGAGCUAUGACUAAGAUCACAUGUCAAAUAGUGUGGAUGCGAGGUUUACUUAAGGAUCUUGGGAUAGAAGUGCAAGGACCAACCAGGCUUUAUUGUGAUAACGAUGCAGCUCUAAAACUUGCAGCGAAUCCUAUAGUACAUGAGAGAACCAAGCACAUUGAAGUCGAUUGUCAUUUCACUCGAGAAAAGAUACAAGAGGGCGUGAUUGAGACAAGAGGAAUUGGGACAAUGGAGCAGCCAGCAGAUAUCUUUACCAAGCCUCUAUGUCAAAGACAACACGCAUAUCUGUUGAGCAAGCUAGGUGUCUUAGACAUAUACAGACUACCAGCUUGA
Messenger RNA from Eucalyptus grandis, 966 nucleotides. RefSeq lists its product as uncharacterized. The coding region runs from base 1 to 966 and encodes 321 amino acids. Lineage: Eukaryota; Viridiplantae; Streptophyta; Magnoliopsida; Myrtales; Myrtaceae. The record is from RefSeq and is a predicted model, not a curated record. The transcript has a single exon.